Callithrix jacchus (white-tufted-ear marmoset) is the source of this 11589-nucleotide messenger RNA. The record is from RefSeq and is a predicted model, not a curated record. NCBI's taxonomy places the organism in Eukaryota, Metazoa, Chordata, Mammalia, Primates, Cebidae.
UGUGUGUGGAGGAAGAGGGGAGGGCUAGAGAAGUGAGAUGGGCCCUGAGCACACAGGACACUGGAGGCCAGUGAAAGAACCAGGGUGCGCUUGUAGGGUUUUAACAGGUGCAAGCUGGGAAUUUCAGAAGGCUCAUCCAGCUGCUAAUCGGAGCCUGGAGCGGGGCAAGCAGUGGGGAGACCCCUGCAGGAGCCAGUGAGGAGAGAUAACUGCUUUUGACAAGACACCUGGGAAAGGCAUCUGGAAGCAAGGGCCAUGACAAUAGGAUUUAAAACCCUUGGCCCCAGGGAAAGGUGAUAUUUCGAGAUCUAUGACUGCUUAUAUUAUCUUUAAUCCCAAAAGGAGGGAAAAGAUCUUUCCUGUAUAAGGUAAGCUAGUUAAUUUAAAUUGUGGAGGAAAAAACUUGGGGCAAGACACAGAAUAUGAUAUCCAGGAAGCAUUUUGGAACAAGACAUGAGGACCCCAGCUGUGGCUGUGUGCACCUUUAGGGCCUUGACCAUAGAGGCAGGAUAAAGGAGUCCAUUUUGUCAAUAGGGUGGAGCCAGAGUCUAUUGGGAGAAUCAUGAGGUAGGCAGCUCUGAUCCCAAAAGAUGGUGGUCCAGUGGGAAAGGCCUGGGCUGCUCUGACCAGCUCAGCACACACGAGGAAUAGCUCUCAUCCUGGGCAAUUUGUGCCCUGGGUUGGAGGGUGAGAGUUCAUUUUAUCAGCAAUAAAGGCAUCCCACCUGCUACCAGGAGCAACCAAAAAUGCCCAGAAGUUCUGGAACAGGGGUGCUGUUGAACCAGGUUUCCUGGCAGCCAGAGAGAGAAAAACAGCAAAAUGCUGCUAUGGUAUAGUAGUGAAGUCAUCAAGUGCACACUGAGACUUCCUGUGGGCCAGGCCUUGUGAAUGGUGCCGGAGACAGAGACUGGGAUAAGAUCUGCCAUCUCUGAUGCUGACGCCCAGCCCAGUUCUCCCGUUUUCCUCUCUAGUUUUUUUCUCUCUGUUGUGCAUCCCCCUCCCUUUGCUGUCCCUUAAGCAUUGUUCCCUUGAGCAUCAUCUUUUACCCUCUUCUCAUUUUACAUCUCCCUCUGGACUACUUCAUCCAGUCCUGUGGCAUCAGUAUCACUUACAUACUCGUUGCUCUUAAAUCUAGGGAUUCAGCUAGAUUAUUUCUCUGAGUUCCAGUCUCUUAUGCCUCAUGUUAACUGGGUAGCUCCACCUGGAUGGGCUACAGGAACUGCAAACCUAACUCUCCUGCAUUUUCUGUCUUGGAGAACACCAUACUCUUUUCUUUUCUUUCUUUCUUUCUUUUUUUUUUUUUUGAGACGGAGUCUUGCUCUGUUGCCCAGGCUGGAAUGCGGUGGCGCGAUAUCACCUCACUGCAACCUCCGCCCUGCCUCCCAGGUUCAAGCAAUUCUCCUGCCUCAGACUCCCAAAUAGCUGGGACUACAGGUGUGUGCCACCACACUCGGCUAAUUUUUUGUAUUUUUAGUAGAGAUGGGGUUUCACCGUAUUAGCCAGGAUGGUCUUGAUCUCCUGAUCUCAUGAUCUUCCUGCCUUGGACUCCCAAAGUGCUGAGAUUACAGGAGUGAGCCACUGCGCCUGGCCUGAGAGCACCAUACUCUUACAAGCCAGAUACCUGGGAGCCAUCCCAGAUGCCUCCCGCUCUACACUUCUUCCUUUGCAUCAAUUACCAAGACCCGCAGAUUUUACUUCCUUUACACCCCUUGUGUCUGCCUCCUCCUCUGCUGCUGCCUGAGUUGAGGCCUCAUAAGACAUUCCAGUAAACUCCUACCCACACUCCCCGCAGACGACCUCUCAUUUGCUCCUUGUCUCUUAUGCACUGCUGCCAGAGUCAGCUUGCUAAACCCAGAUCUGACCCCAUGGCUUUUCUCCCUGGGUCAGCCUUGAUGGCUUCCCACACUCAGUAAGACCAAUAACACCCACACUCUCUCUGCUUGUCUUUGCAGCUUUAUUUUGGUGUAGCCAUCUUCAUACCCUCUAGUCCUGACAUGCAGACCUGGUGCAGUUUCCCAGAUGUCCCAGGCUGAUUCAAGGCUGAAUGUCUUUGUAUCUGUUCCCCCCUCUUGCUGUUCACCUUCCUCUCCACCUCCUUCUGCCCUCUCACAGACACCUAAUGCCCUUUCCACACCAGUGGACACCUUAUCUUUGCGUUCUCGUCUCCUCCUCGGUGGCAUUGGCACUCGCUCUUCGUGUCUUUCUGCCCCCACAGCUCUCAAGCACAGCAUCUGCACGCGUUGUUGCAUUUGCCCGGGUAGGUCACAUUGUGUUCUCCGCCUCCUAAUAAUGUGGACAGCUCACGCUGGUGGAGGACUUGCUUUGAACAAGGCCUUUUGUGUUAAAUCUUCCCAAUAGUGCUACUACUUCUGCCCUUUCCAGGGAGGAGGGAGGAGGCUUGGAGGGAAGACUCUUUCUUAGGAGUCCUGCCCAGCGUUUCCUGGGGAGGUGGGGCCCCCAUGGAAGGUAAACUUAUGGUGGGGUAAGCUGGGUGGCUACUGAAGUCCUGUCUUUCCCCUUCUUCCUCUCACCCUGAUAACCUUAUUCUCUGGGUCCUGUCUGCCGGUAGAGAGGCUUCUGACUUUUUUUUUUUUUUUGCCAUGCCUUUAGUUUAUAAAUACAAGAAGAGAUCUGGGGAAAGAUCAGGAGAAACUGUCUGCUUACAAAUUCUGAGAAGGAAGUCACUGCUCCUCUAAGUCCCAUGUCAACCCUUUGCUCUCUUCCCAGCUUGCGGAGUGAAAGAAAAGCCCUUUAUAGUCUUUGAGGUCCUCAAAUCCCAGUUUAUGCAAUAUGGCCCCAGUCAGAGGACGGCAGACUCAGGGCAAAUUCUGCUUGUCUUUCACCAGGGAGGGGACUCACCAAGGGUGACUCAUGCCAUUCUAUAUAUAUAUUUUCGGAAAUUUGAGACACAGUCUUGCUUUGUCGCCAGGUUGGAGUGCAGUGGCAUGAUCUUGGCUCACUGCAACCUCUGCCUCUCGGGUUCAAGCAAUUCUCCUGUCUCAGCCUCCCGAGUAGCUGGGACUACAGGCUCCCACCACCACGCCUGGCUAAUUUUUUGUAUUUUAGAAGAGAUGAGGUUUUACCAUGUUGGCCAGGAUGAGCCACUGCACCUAGCUCUCAGUAGAAUUUGUUAAAUCUAACAAAUAUUUUGUACCCUUGAGUGAGAGAGAGGCUUGUAGCUCUUCAUGAAGAGAAUGAGAAAUCCCAGAACUGAGUGUUUGGAGCUCUGUGAAGUAAGAUACUGCCGUUUCCUGUCUGUCCGUUCUAGCACUUAUACAAACCAUGAAGAACUCUCCUUCCUUGGACUGUUUGCUUUCUGAGAACUUUAACACCUUUACUCUGGAUUUUUGUCUGUGGUAAAAAACACAAUAGUGCCAGGGUCAUGUCCAUAUGCUGGAUUCACUCUGCAGCCAAAGUUUCUGUUGGGCGGGUGUGUGAACUUGAUAUCAUAAACGCUGGCCCAAGGCAAAUAUAUGAAUGUAUGAAUGAACAAAUUCAGGAAUGGAACAAACUGUAACCAGGGGCCUCCUAGUUGUAGGUUCUCACUAAACUUCACAUUGAGACACAAAGGAAGGGCAUCUUAUAAUGUUGGGGGAUGCGCAGCCAGCUUGGAGGUGGUGACACAUGAGGUGGGUUUUGAAGUAUGAGAAGGAAUUGAUCCAGAAAACAGACAGGACGUGAAAAGAAUCUGGGAAUAAAGACUUGUUUCUCUGGGACAAGUGUGAGCGGGUCUGGGUGCUGCCGGGUUUGGUUGGGGCGAAGGUUGCUUGCGGGGGCGUGGCAGUGGGUGAGGCUGUGGAGAUAGGCAGGCGCCGGGUCCUGGAAGUGAGAGUCAGGGAGCAAGCCACGAAGCCUGCACUUUACUCUGAAUCUUGGCGGUGGCUUCAGAGGAUUGCUAGCAGGGGUCCAUGUGAUCACAUUUGCACCCGAGAGAGUGCCACACCAUGUACGUGGCUGGGAUGUGGAGGAUGGAUUUAAGGGGGACAGGACUGAAGGCUGUUGCAAUGAUUCAGUGGCCGUUCCCGCAGCAGCACCAGUGUGCCAGCCCAAGAGCGCCACUAACGGGCAACCCCCGGCUCCCACUCCGACUCCGACUCCAACUCCGCGCCUGUCCAUUUCCUCCCGAGCCACAGUGGUAGCCAGGAUGGAAGGCACCUCCCAGGGGGGCCUGCAGACCGUCAUGAAGUGGAAGACGGUGGUUGCCAUCUUUGUGGUUGUGGUGGUCUACCUCGUCAGCGGCGGUCUCGUCUUCCGGGCAUUGGAGCAGCCCUUUGAGAGCAGCCAGAAGAAUACCAUUGCCUUGGAGAAGGCAGAAUUCCUGCGGGAUCACGUCUGUGUGAGCCCCCAGGAGCUGGAGACGUUGAUCCAGCAUGCCCUUGACGCUGACAAUGCGGGAGUCAGUCCAAUAGGAAACUCUUCCAACAACAGCAGCCACUGGGACCUCGGCAGUGCCUUCUUCUUCGCUGGAACUGUCAUCACCACCAUAGGGUAUGGGAAUAUUGCUCCGAGCACUGAAGGAGGAAAAAUCUUUUGUAUUUUAUAUGCCAUCUUUGGAAUUCCACUCUUUGGCUUCUUAUUGGCUGGAAUUGGAGACCAACUUGGAACCAUCUUUGGGAAAAGCAUUGCAAGAGUGGAGAAGGUCUUUCGAAAAAAGCAAGUGAGUCAGACCAAGAUCCGGGUCAUCUCAACCAUCCUGUUCAUCUUGGCCGGCUGCAUUGUGUUUGUGACGAUUCCUGCUGUCAUCUUCAAGUACAUUGAGGGCUGGACCGCCUUGGAGUCCAUUUACUUUGUGGUGGUCACUCUGACCACGGUGGGCUUUGGUGAUUUUGUGGCAGGGGGAAACGCUGGCAUCAAUUAUCGGGAGUGGUAUAAGCCCCUGGUGUGGUUUUGGAUCCUUGUUGGCCUUGCCUACUUUGCAGCUGUCCUCAGUAUGAUCGGAGAUUGGCUACGGGUUCUGUCCAAAAAGACAAAAGAAGAGGUGGGUGAAAUCAAGGCCCAUGCGGCGGAGUGGAAGGCCAACGUCACGGCCGAGUUCCGGGAGACAAGGCGAAGGCUCAGUGUGGAGAUCCACGAUAAGCUGCAGCGGGCGGCCACCAUCCGCAGUAUGGAGCGCCGGCGGCUGGGCCUGGACCAGCGGGCUCACUCGCUGGACAUGCUGUCCCCAGAGAAGCGCUCUGUCUUCGCCGCCCUGGACACGGGCCGCUUCAAGGCCUCAUCCCAGGAAAGCAUCAACAACCGGCCUAACAACCUACGCCUGAAGGGGCCCGGAGCAGCUGAACAGCACGGGCAGGGCGCGUCCGAGGACAACAUCAUCAACAAGUUCGGGUCCACCUCCAGACUCACCAAGAGGAAAAACAAGGACCUCAAAAAGACCUUGCCCGAGGACGUUCAGAAAAUCUACAAGACCUUCCGGAAUUACUCCCUGGAUGAGGAGAAGAAGGAGGAGGAGACGGAAAAGAUGUGUAACUCGGACAACUCCAGCACAGCCAUGCUGACGGACUGCAUCCAGCAACAUGCUGAGAUGGAGAAUGGGAUGAUACCCACGGACACCAAAGACCAGGAGCUGGAGAACAACUCAUUACUUGAAGACAGAAACUAAAUGUGAAGGACAUUGGUCUUGGACUGAGCGUCGUGUGUGUGUGUGUGUGUGUGUAUGUGUGUGUGUUUUUAAUAUUCACACUGAGACAUGUGCCUUAAACAGACUUAUUAGUCCAAAAUUACAUAGCAUUGAAGAAUAUAUUUCACUGUGCCAUAAACAACUGAAAACUUGCUCUGCCAAAAGGAAUCAAAGAACAAGAACAUUUCAGAUAGCAACCAUGGGACGCACCGAGAGUGUCUGUGCAUGAAGCCGGUUCUGGCUGUACAUGUUAAGGGCGUUUCAGUGGUAGUGCCGUAUCCCUGGGCAGUGCCACCUGGGCACACACAUAGACAAGGGCAGCUACUCCUCAGACAAGCCUCCUGAAAGAAACAGUUGUGUCUUUGGUGGAGUCGUUAGUGAUAUGUGCACACGCAGAAGGGGACCUGGUUGGGGGUAAACUGGUUGUAGGUAACCAGGGUUGGGGUUGACAUUUUGUUAUGUUCUCUGAGCUGGAAUUUUGAUACACACCAUUCACUGAAUGGUGCAUAAUACCUAGUCUUUCUAUGCUCCCAAUAAUGUCUGUGGGACCUGAGAGCGCCUGGAAUUUGUUGGAAGCAGAUCAGAGCACAUGUAUUAAAAGGUGCAAUUGCUUUUCUCAUGACAAAGGAAAAAAAAUAAUCACAAACACAUCACACUGUGGAUAUCACCUUCACCAAUGGCAGAAGCCUGCUGAGUUUGGUCUUUCUCAUGGGGGUAGGUAGACCACAUGAACUGGCGAGCAUUGGUGAAAACGUGACAUGAGCCGCUGCGUGGUUAAAGGCCAGUCGUGCAUUUUCCUCAGUAGGUGCAAUGGUGACAAUAAACGGAUUUGGAAAUGUCCAUGUUCACUUUGCUAGUGGAACUUUGGCUAUAACUUAUUUUGAUAAGAGUGGAAGAAAUACCAAAACAAUUGCCUUGCAUGAUGCCAGUGGCUUGCUGUUCUGUCUAGCUGAUCCUACAUUUUUAUAAAAAUAGACAUCCCGCAUUUCUGAGACGUACCGAGGAGGACCGUGGCAUCUUUUCAUCUCAGGGCUUUUUGUCCCUUGGGUAUCUUAGGGUAGACGUAGUUAAAAGAUCCAAUCUCGCUAUCUCCAAACAAAAAGAAAAUGUACCCCUUGUAAGUAAGCUUGAAAUGUUUUGAUUGCUUGCAGCAUAAGUGCCAUUAAUUCCGUUUAACAAUGAUACUUAGAAAUACUUAAACGAUUCCAUUUUACUUUUAUGUUUGGGCAAUCCUUUAUUCUGAAAACGCCACUUCUUCUCCUUGCCUGUUUCUUUGUCUCACGUCAGUUAUUCACUAAAACUGGAACACCCCUAGACUGAUUGUUCCCAGGCAAACGAUAAGCUAACCCAUCACAAUUGUGAUUGGUCUGUGAGGCUAGAACAUCCCGUAGAGGAAAGUCGGGGAAUGGCUAGUCAUAGGUUUUGAGAUGAUGAUCUUCAAUGGGUUUUUAUCAGAAAGGGGAAAAUACAUACUCCUGUGUAUGCCUCAGUCUUCAUCAUAAUUGGCUGGUUCACAGCUAGCUCUUUGGGCCACACACGAAAGCGUCUGGACCUGGCAACACCAGGUAGUUGCUAGUUAUGGGUGUUCUAGGCUCGCUGCCACCUUUUAGAGAGUUCGUAGGAUUUUACAUAACUAAGCUGCAGUGUGGAUUCACCAACAGUUCGGCACUAGCGGAGACUUCCAGAAACUGUCUAAUGCUGUCUGACCUCCAGAGAAAGUUGUAACCAUGAUAUCCUUGACCUGGUACCGUGGAAGACCUGUCCCUGCCCAUUUCUCAAAAAUGCCCAGCUCUCCCCUGCCUGGAGCACAUGCAAUCCCCUCUCCUGGCCCCCAGACCUUCAGGCUCUGUUGAAGUUCUGGCAUUGCCUUUGAGAAGGAGCCAGAUAAGAAUCAACUUGGAUGAGGCCCUUCCUGUCCAAGGAGGGUCUAAGUCAACUCCUCCGUUGGACUGGAGAUGGGGCUCAGGGGUGACAUCCUGUGUUGACACAGUAAUAAAUAGUCACUUGGGAGGCAACGUUUAUGCAGGUAUGGAUGUGGAGUUUUGCUAUGGAAAUCAUUCCAGCCUGACAAUGUGUUUUAAGGAAUAGGUAGAUAACUGGGACAUCCUCUGUAUUCUAGCAAGUCAAAGUUUCCUAAUUAAACUGUCCAUAGAUCCCACUUAUUUGGGUUUCCACUGUGUUACCUGGUACCUUCUUUGUAGUAAUGUGUUAAAAUUCCAGGCCCUACAACCAAAUUUGGCAGAGGCUUCCCUCUCGUUUGUGCAGUGCCUCUGUGGGCCAGACACAGGAUUAGGCACUUAAUGAACGUCAGCUCAAUAAAACCUCACGACACUCUGUGGGAAGUAUUUGCAAACUCAUUAUAUACACAAGGACACAGAGGCUCAGGGAAGCUAUGUAAGGUACCUGGUGGCACACAGCAAGAAAGUGGUAGAGCUGGUAUUCAAAGUCCAACCAAAGUCUGCUUUCAACUUCGCUAUAUAGUGUCUGUGUCAUACACUCUUGUGAAUGUGUUUGUGUGUAUGUGUGUCUUCGUAGCUUCAUGGACACAGCUUACAGAUGUGGGGAGCAGAUACAGAGGAAUCUUCACCACCAAGGGGGAACAAGGUCUUUGUGUAAACAUGGCUCGGAGGGUUGCCCCUGCAGACACCUACUGUACAUUUAUUUGGUUUUGGUUUUGGAAAUUCUGUGUGUGGCGCCCUUUCCCUAUUGUUAAAAUGCCCUUUGAAAGCACUCUUUUGCACUUUACUUGCUGACUUUGUAGGAACUCUGCAUACAGCAGGAAUAAAAUAGUUCAAAGCACUAAGCUGCAUACCUUACCAAAUGGAACAGGUGCAUGUGUUGGUGUGUGCAUAGAUCUUCCCCAGUGAGUCAAGUCAGUCAUAUAGAGGGAUCAAAUGUAGCCUUGGGCUGGGAGUGGGGAAAUUUUCUACACAACUCAUUCCCUGAGUACAUUUGGUCAAGGACCUGAUGAACAAAAUCAAAGAAGAUCCUCUAAGGAGAUUGAUCCAUUAAAUAUUUGUGCAAAGUGUUUAGAAACCUACAAAAUAAUCUCGCCAAGAAGCUGAGAGAGAAUAAGAAAUGGGAUUCCUCUUCACAUAAACUAAGAUUUUGGGGGAGGCCAUUUGUUUUGAAGUUACUUAAAUGCUACCUUUUUUAGAUGGGGCCAAAUGGCACGUAAAGUACGCGUGAGAAGGCAACGCUGCUGCAGUCUAUACACACAUCAGCACAGCCCUCCCUUUCCAGUUUGCACUCCCGCUGCACCACAAAUCUAGGAGAAGUGUUUUCAUUUCGCACAUGGAAAGAGCACACGUCCACCAUCUUCAGUGGGUGGUGUUUUUUGCUUCACUGGCAACUGGGCACUGAAUUUUUCAUGCAUGACAGAUCUGGAGGUUUACUGGUGAGAGAGCCAAUGGGAAAUUUGGAAAGAGUACAGCUCCAUACCCAGUCCUAACCCGAUAGUGUAUACUUUGUGUGUGUGUGUGUGUGUGUGUGCAUGCUUGUGUGUGUAUGUGGGGGUUGGGGUGGUGUUGGGCCAUCUCCGUCCCGUUACUAAGGUAACUGGGACUAUUUGUGCUUCACCAGUCAUAUCCUGUGAUUGUGGGCACAUCAGUUCCCUGCCUAGAUCUUUGUUACUUUGUCUGCACAUCAAGGGAGUUGAGCACACAUACUUGUCAAGGGCCAUUGGAGUUGUGCAGUUCUCUAACGAAACACUCCCUAGUCCAUGAGUUCAUUAAAUUUGUUAAGAAAGUUAUAAGUUGGAUUUGUGAAUACUGACUAAUUGUCUUGCCCAUUUUAGGUUAAAGUAAGAGCUUAGUCUCCUGCCCUUUGGGAUUAUGUUUUUUUGGGGAUUGAUGGAGACCAGAUGUACUUGGGAGACUGGUGUCCAAAUUCGGAUCAUGCCCUGUGUAGGCUCUCUCUAUCCUCCCUUAUAGCUCUUUAGUGUACUGUCAGCGGGAGGGAUCAUACUGUGAGGGCAUUUUUUGCAUGGUGUUGAGACUAGUUACAGAAUUUUAAGCUGUUGCUAUUUGCAGUCAAUUGUAGUACUUUACAUAUCUUGAAUUCAAGUACUAUGAUCAGAUAGACCUCACACACACACACACACACACAUACACACACAUGCACGCACAAACACACACAUACACAGCCCAGAGGAAAUGGCUGCUUUGGGUUCUAUAAGGACCAUUCCAUGUUUGAAGACCUAGUUGAGCUAAAUACUAAGAAACCGCCCCCUUGCCUCCCUCUGAGAAGAUACCAUUUCCUGGCUUUGUCAAUGCUGCCUGUCUAUUUGCAUGCUGGGUUUUGAGGACUAGUGAGAAAGUGGCCAGAGUUUGGGUGGGGCUGGUUUUUACCCGCUGGAUUUGUGAGAAUGUGAAGCAUCCAGUGUGUACCAGGGUUUCUGAACCAUGGAAAAGGCAUAGGAAAACAAACAUUCAGAGCCCUGUAAAACGAGAAAGCAAAAACCAGCCAGUGUUACAUUCCAUAUCUCUGCUUGUUGCAUUUUGCUAAUAUGGGGUUAUUCUUUCUCAGUGUUUUGAUGCAAUUGUGUGCAAAGACAGUGGCUGAGUGAGCAGUAACAGCCGGCUAGUAAUGGCCUUAUAAAGAAAAAGGGUAACUCUGAAACAAAAAUCAGUUUAAUGUGGUAUUGUGGAUGCUGUUUAUUCCGCAUAUGGAAGCUUUGGAACAGCAUGCUAAUUACAUGGCUGGAACCAAAACCCUGCCCUCUGCCCCUGCACCUUCACUGGACUUCACCAACCCACCCAUACUCCAUGUAAACCUCAGUUCUCCCAUGGCUGUUGGAAGUCGCAUGACAUCAGUGCCGUGGCAUUGAGAAAAGGAGAGGUGUCUCUGAUUUUACUGAAAGUGAUUAUCAUUUUCACAGGUGCCUGAGAUUUGGUAUCUACUUUGUGUUCUUGACUGUUAAGUGAAAAAUCUCAAAUAGUUCCCUGUGCAUUAAAAAAAAGAAAUUAUUUUGAGAGGACUCCUGCUCCAUCAAUUCAGCAGAUCUGCGCUGCAGAAGGUAACUGCGGACCCUAUCCUUUGCUGUCAGGGCUCUGAGCUUGAAGGGAGAAGGUGCAGCAGUACCUAGAAGCGAUAUGCAAAUCACCUCACAUGCCAGCCUCUGGCCUCUCUCCCAUCCCAGAAUCACAGGCAGGGGACCCAGUGACAAAGAUGAUAAGUCCAUGUGUGGAGGUGUUUUACUUAUUUUUCUCUCUGUAGGAUUUCAUGGUGCUUUAAAAAAAAAAAAAAGGCAUUUUACAGAAAAUAAUGUGGGGGGAGGGGGAUUUCAUAAUGUUCUUAGGGAAAGUACAAAACAAAUUUGCUUGUAACAUUUCAAUAAGCUGUGCUGCUAUUGUCUUUAUUUGAUGAUGUAAUUUUUUUUUCAAUGACGAAGAAAAUUGCAACAAAGACCUUCUGGAAGAUCCAGCCAAUGUCUCUCCUGUUUUCCUUUCUUUUGUGGGGCUGAGCGUGGUUCCUAAUAGAGCAUGGGAUGGGAGCUCUGCUCUGGACCACUGAUACUUUGUCCUGAUGGCAGGAUAAGUGCUUCCCCAAGCUUACACUUAUUUCUGACAUUCAUGGGCCUGUGGAAACCCACUCUGUCUUGCAGGAGGAGGAGCGCAAAGCAAUCCAUGAAGAGAAACCUUAAAAAACCCAGGAUGGGCCGGGCGCGGUGACUCACCCCUAUAAUCCCAGCACUUUGGGAGGCCGAGGCAGGUGGAUCAUGAGGUCAAGAGAUUGAGACCAUUUUGGUCAACAUUGUGAAACCAGGUCUCUACUAAACAUACAAAAAAAAUUAGCCGAGCAUGGUGGCGUGCACCUGUAGUCCCAGCUACUCGGGAGGCUGAGGCAGGAGAAUUGCUUGCACCCAGGAGGUGGAGGUUGCGGUGAGCUGAGAUCACGCCAUUGCACUCCAGCCUGGGUAACAAGAGCAAAACUCCUUCUCAAAACAAAACAAAACAAAACAAAACAAAACA